Acanthosepion pharaonis is the source of this 2460-nucleotide messenger RNA. NCBI's taxonomy places the organism in Eukaryota, Metazoa, Mollusca, Cephalopoda, Sepiida, Sepiidae. The record is from the annotation of a GenBank genome assembly.
AUGGCUGGACCCUUGUACGAAAACCUAAAUAAGAUAAAAAUUCCUCUUGGAGGUGAUAAAGUUUUUAAGGAUGAAUGUGCAUAUUCAUUUGAUACCCCGGAAAGUCCCACUGGUUUAUAUAUUUGUAUGAACACGUUUUUGGGCCUUGGUAAGCAGCAUGUUGAACGACAUUGCAAAAAAUCUGGCAACACCGUCUUUCUGCAUAUUAAAAGACGAAGGAAAGCAAUACAUAAGGUUUCAGAAGACCCCCCUCCACAGAAGAAGCCAACCCGUUUAGCUAUAGGAGUUGAAGGAGGUUUUGAUGCCAAUCAGAAAACGUUUGAAUUUGUUGAAGAGACUUCGAUUGUUGUCUUGCCAGACUGGACAGUGUAUCCAUUUCCCAACCCUGAAUUACCAGAAAUGGUAAGAAUGUCUGCCAGUUCUAUUCUGGAAGCUGAGGAUGCUCUCAAGAUGGAAGAGGCAGCCAUGAUGGCUGCAGGUACCUGGGAAGGAGAUAAGAAAAUUAUUAGCAAAUAUGCUGAAAGUCUAAUACAGUUGGACAAUGGCAAGAAGAUUCCACCAACUGGCUGGAAAUGCGAACAGUGUGACUUGACCACCAAUCUCUGGCUGAAUCUUACGGAUGGUGCCAUUUUGUGUGGGCGCCGUUUCUUUGAUGGCACCGGUGGUAAUAAUCAUGCUGUAGAAUAUUAUCAGAAGACCAAGUAUCCCCUUGCAGUAAAAUUAGGGACAAUUACAGCUGAUGGCGCUGAUGUUUAUUCUUAUGAUGAAGAUGAAAUGGUGGAAGAUCCUUAUCUUGCAAAACAUCUUGCUCAUUUUGGCAUCAAUAUUUCUUCACUUCAAAAGACUGAGAAGACGAUGAUGGAACUUGAAAUUGAUUUGAAUCAAAAAAUUGGUGAGUGGGAUGUUAUUCAGGAAUCUGGUAGCCAACUAAAACCAAUCUAUGGUAAAGGUUACACAGGCAUGCGUAACCUUGGCAACAGCUGCUACAUGAACUCUGUUAUGCAAGUCAUUUUUACCAUCCCGGAUUUUAAAGAAAAAUAUUUUAACCACAUGGAGGAAUUGUUUGCAACAGCCCCUAAUGAUCCUACAUCAGAUUUUAAUGCUCAAAUGUCAAAAUUGUCUUAUGGUCUUCUUUCUGGAGAUUAUUCCAAGCCCCCCAAUGAGGAUGAAACAGAAGAGGCUGAAUAUUUGUCGCCUCCCAAAGGAAUUCGGCCACAGAUGUUUAAAAAUCUCAUUGGAAGAGGACAUCCAGAAUUUUCAUCGAAACGCCAACAAGAUGCACAGGAUUUUUUCCUUCAUUUAAUCAACUUUAUUGAGGGUUUUUUUGGGUUAAAAUUGUCUUUUUCUCUUCUCUUCAUUUUUUCUCUCUUCUCUUUCUUUUCUCUGUCUCUCUUUUCUCUGUCUCUCUUCUCUUUCUUUUCUCUCUUCUCUGUCUUUCUUUCUCUCUUUCUUUCUCUCUGUUUCUUCUGUCUCUGUCUCUCUUUCUUUCUCUCUGCUACCAAUAAAGUGGAAGUUUCUGCAUAUGAAGCAAAGAAAGCCCAGUUAGAAGCCCAAGGUCAAAAAAUUUCCCCUGAGGAAUUGGUAAGGCCAAGGAUUUCACUUACCUCAUGUAUAGAAUCCUUUGCAGCCGUAGAAACAAUAGAUGACUUUUACAGUUCAGCUUUACAAUCCAAGUCCAUUGUCCACAAAACAACAAGAUUUACUUCGUUUCCAGAUUAUCUUAUGGUCCAGUUGAAUAAGUUUGUUAUUGGCAAUGAUUGGGUGCCAAAGAAACUUGAUGUAUCAAUGGACAUUCCUGAUGAACUUGACCUCACUGGUCUGCAAGGCACAGGUCUUUUGCCUGGGGAAGAAGAGCUUCCAUCGGAAACAUCACAACCCGUUGUACGGAUAGAUGAUAAUUUAGUGUCCCAACUUCUUGAUAUGGGUUUUCCCUUGGAGGCUUGUCAAAAAGCAGUGUAUUAUACAAACAAUGCUGGCUUGGAGGUUGCUACCAACUGGGUGAUGGAACACAUCGGAGAUGAUGAUUUUAGCUCCCCUUUGCAACUACCAGGCAGUGAUCAGUCCAAGUCUGACGUUUGCCCCGAUGAGAGUACUCUUGCGAUCAUCAUGUCAAUGGGAUUCACUCGCCCACAAGCUCUCAAAGCCCUCAAAGCUACAGAUAACAAUGUUGAGAGAGCUGUUGACUGGGCAUUGAGUCAUGCAGCUGAGUUGGAUGCUGAAAUGGAGACUGAUGAUGGCACUUCUGCAGCUGAAGCAGCACAACCUGAAUAUCGAGAUGGGUCUGGAAAAUACAAAUUAGUUGCCUUUAUUAGCCACAUGGGCACUUCGACACUUGUGGGACAUUAUGUCUGUCACAUCUUGAAAGAUAACCACUGGGUCAUCUAUAAUGAUGAGAAAGUGGCCCUGUCAGAGAAUCCACCAAAGGACCUUGGCUACCUCUAUCUCUACAAGAGAAUAUGA